This is a messenger RNA of Trypanosoma conorhini, 882 nucleotides long. Its product is annotated as mitochondrial carrier protein. Gene Ontology annotation, cellular component: mitochondrial envelope. Bases 1 to 882 code for a protein of 293 amino acids. The transcript has a single exon. Gene Ontology annotation, molecular function: O-acyl-L-carnitine transmembrane transporter activity. NCBI's taxonomy places the organism in Eukaryota, Euglenozoa, Kinetoplastea, Trypanosomatida, Trypanosomatidae. The record is from RefSeq and is a predicted model, not a curated record. Gene Ontology annotation, biological process: carnitine transmembrane transport; mitochondrial transport.
AUGGACUUGCUGACUAGCUUCAUCAGCGGAUGGAUGGGCGGUGUCGGGAUCUUGCUGGUGGGUCACCCCUUUGACACGGUCAAGACGCUGCUGCAAGACAGUCAAGGGAAGCACAAGAAUGCCCUCGGCUGCGCGGCGAGCAUAGUGAAGAAGAAUGGCCCCUUUGCCCUUUACAAGGGUGUGAUGGCCCCAAUGACCGGCGUUGGCGUCGUGUUCGCCCUCUACUUUCUCGCCUACGACUCCACCGAGAAAAUCAUUCGCCGCUUAAAGGAGCUUGACCCCUCCAAGCCGCUGCCAAUGACGGAUGUCAUGAUAUGCGGUGGGAGCACAGGCAUUUUGGGCUCGCUCGUACUCGGGCCCGCUGAGUUGCUCAAGAUUCGCCAGCAGACGGCGCUAAACAGCGGCGGUGACAGCUCCCUGCGCGGCGUGGCGUCGUCCAUUUACAGAACGGCAGGUUUGCGUGGAUUCUUCCGCGGCACGAGUAUGACGAUGCUGCGCGAUGUGCCAGGGAGCAUGGCCUGGUUUUGCGCCUAUGAGUACACAAAGCAGCUCAUUUGCCGCAACCCAAGGGCCCCGUCGGUGCCAGAGUCCCUGAUUGCCGGAGGAAUGGGUGGUAUUGGCAUGUGGUCCUUUGCAGUUCCACUUGACGUCAUCAAAACCCGCGUGCAGGCAAGUCGUGAGCAGUUGACCCUGGCAGGUGCAGUACGGGGCAUCUUCAAGGAGCGCGGUAUCCGCGGCUUUUAUCGUGGUCUUGGCCCUGCACUGCUGCGUGCAUUCCCCGCCAACGCCGCCUGCUUCGCCGCGAAGGACUUUACUCAGAAGACGCUGAACCGCCUUACUGUCUCCGCAGCUGUGGCCGAAAAGAGCACAGGUCAGCCGUAG